This is a messenger RNA of Echinops telfairi (small Madagascar hedgehog), 1818 nucleotides long. RefSeq names its product glycogen synthase kinase 3 alpha (gene GSK3A). The record is from RefSeq and is a predicted model, not a curated record. The annotation marks the transcript as partial. Lineage: Eukaryota; Metazoa; Chordata; Mammalia; Afrosoricida; Tenrecidae. Gene Ontology annotation, cellular component: cytoplasm; axon; nucleus. Gene Ontology annotation, molecular function: ATP binding; protein serine/threonine kinase activity. Gene Ontology annotation, biological process: regulation of neuron projection development; negative regulation of canonical Wnt signaling pathway; negative regulation of TOR signaling. The transcript has 11 exons.
GGAGGAAGCAGCGGCGGCCCCGGCACGGGCACCAGCUUCCCGCCGCCUGGAGUCAAGCUGGGCCGUGACAGCGGGAAAGUGACCACAGUAGUAGCCACCCUAGGCCAGGGCCCAGAGCGCUCCCAGGAGGUGGCUUACACAGACAUCAAGGUGAUUGGCAAUGGCUCUUUUGGGGUCGUGUACCAGGCAAGACUGGCUGAGACCGGGGAGCUGGUGGCCAUCAAGAAGGUUCUCCAGGACAAGAGGUUCAAGAACCGGGAGCUGCAGAUUAUGCGGAAGCUGGACCACUGCAACAUUGUCAGGCUGCGCUACUUCUUCUACUCCAGUGGGGAGAAGAAAGAUGAGCUUUACCUCAACCUGGUGCUGGAGUAUGUGCCCGAGACCGUGUACCGGGUGGCCCGCCACUUCACCAAGGCCAAGUUGACCAUCCCUGUCAUCUAUGUCAAGGUGUACAUGUACCAACUCUUCCGGAGCCUGGCCUACAUCCACUCCCAGGGCGUGUGUCACCGCGACAUCAAACCCCAGAACCUGCUGGUGGACCCCGACACCGCCGUCCUCAAGCUCUGUGACUUUGGCAGCGCCAAGCAGCUGGUCCGGGGAGAGCCCAACGUCUCUUACAUCUGCUCUCGCUACUACCGGGCCCCUGAGCUCAUCUUCGGAGCCACGGAUUACACCUCGUCCAUUGAUGUGUGGUCAGCAGGCUGUGUGCUGGCCGAGCUCCUUCUGGGCCAACCCAUCUUUCCUGGGGACAGUGGGGUGGACCAGCUGGUGGAGAUCAUCAAGGUGCUGGGAACACCAACCCGGGAACAGAUCCGAGAGAUGAACCCCAACUACACAGAGUUUAAGUUCCCCCAGAUUAAAGCCCAUCCCUGGACAAAGGUGUUCAAAUCUCGAACGCCGCCUGAGGCCAUCGCGCUCUGCUCGAGCUUGCUGGAGUACACACCGUCCUCCCGCCUCUCCCCGCUCGAGGCCUGCGCCCACAGCUUCUUUGAUGAACUGCGAUGUCCCGGAACCCAGCUCCCCAACAACCGCCCACUACCCCCACUCUUCAACUUCAGCCCUGGCGAACUCUCCAUCCAACCAUCUCUCAAUGCCAUUCUCAUCCCUCCUCACCUGAGACCCCCUGCUGGCUCGGCUGCCCUCAGUUCCUCCUCACAAGCUUUAGGUGAGCCCCGCCUGGGCUCCGAGCGGCAGGCUACUGAUGCCACAGCCACCCUCAGCAGUUCUUCCUGAGGGCCUCGCCAGCCACCCUCGGUCGGGGUGCCCCCAGGGGGGCUGGGCCAGGGCCCACAGCCCACCAUGCUCCUCCUGCCCUGGUUGGGCCCCUUGCUGAUGCCGAGGAGGCAGAGUCCCUGGCCCCACCUCGUCCUUCCCUCACCAGCUGCACCCCUGCGGGGGGGCUUUUUAAGAGGAUUUUAACUGGUUGUGGGGAGGGAAGAGAAGGAAGGAUGGAUGGGGCUGGGGGCUUGAGGACCUCCUACCCUCUCAGCCCCUCCCGUGCCCCCAGGUCUCCACCUCCCCCAACCCUCCCCCACUUCCCCAGGUCCCUUGUAAAUAGAACCAGACCAACCCCCAGCUCCCACCCUUCCCUGGCCCCCAGGUGUAAAUAGAUUGUUAUAAUUUUUUUCUUAAAAGAGAACAUUGAUUCGCACCAUCCAACCUGCCCCCCUCCCACUGUGCCCCCUUCUGUCUUCUGCCCCCAAGGUCUCCUUACCCCUCGGCGACAGGGGAGUGGGGAGAGCUCCCGAGUGUUCCUUCCCGCUGUAAGGUUUGCCUGUGUACAGACCUCGUUCAAUAAAUUAUUGGCAUGGAAACCUG